CGCUCUUUAUAAUUAGAGAAAAAUCCGCCUGGGAAUGGUCUGCCAGAGGUCUGUACUGUACUGUAUAAUCGAUCAUAGUCAGUACAGUAUUAAUUAUCUGUAGUCUAAGUUAAGUUGUGGGUCUAUCAUUUAUGGGUCAGUCUCAAGGCCAUGAACUUCCAUUUGACAUUGGGGACAAGUUCAGUUGUCUCUCAGGAAAGAGUGUAUGGAGUGUCCAUGUUGGGAAAAGAAAGGUCAGUGGAGAUCCAGUGACUGUAUUUGUGUUUGAUUACACUGACAAAUCUCCUGAGGAAAUUAAGUGUGCCCAGUCGGCUCACCUCAGACUAAAGACCCUCAGGCACCCGAACGUGCUCAAGUACAUUGAUGGCAUUGAGCUGUCGACUACUAUUUACAUGGUGACGGAGGUGGCCACACCCCUUGAGGAACACCUGGAUAUACCUGAGGGCCGCUCCAACUUCAGCACCUCGUGGGGUCUACACCAAGUUGUUAAAGCGGUCGGCUUUCUGUCUAAGGACUGUGGUCUGGUCCAUCGCAACAUCUGCCUCUCCUCGGUGUUUGUGGACUCAGCGGGGGAGUGGAAGCUGGCAGGGGUGGAGUUCAUGAUCUCCCACAGUGAUACCAGCCCCCCUCCCAAGAGCCUGGGGGCACUGAGGAGGUACGACCCCCCAGAGGCAGGAAAGCCUGGGGCAGCUAAAAGAGGAGAGAAAUGGUCGACUGAUAUGUGGGGCCUUGGUUGUCUGGUGUGGGAGGUCUACAAUGGACCUUUGUCCCAAGUCUCUGCUCUCAGGAACACUGCCAAGCUCCCCAAGAACCUGAUAGCCCACUAUUGUGAGAUGGUCAGUGCCAACCCAAAGUCUCGGCCCAACCCGUCAAACCUGCUCAGCCAGUUGAGAGAGCAUGGUAGUUUCCUUGCCAACCAUCACGUCAGCAUCGCACUCAGUAUCGAGGAGGUACAGAUAAUGGAGCCAGCUCAGAGGAAUGAUUUCUUCACUUACCUCAACAAACACCUCGACUCCUUCCCAAAGAGCUUCUCAAAGUGCAAGAUACUCCCUCAGUUGAUCAACGCCUUUGAGUUUGGGGGGGCGGGGUCAUCGGUCCUGGCCCCCCUCUUCAAGCUCGGCAGUCUGUUGGACGAGGGAGACUAUCAGAAGAGAAUCGUUCCGUGUGUCGUUAAGAUGUUCUCCUCGACUGAUAGGGCCACCAGACUCAAUCUAUUGAAACAGCUGGAGCACUUUAUUGGUCACCUCCACUCGUCCACAGUGAACCAGAUCUUUCCCAAAAUUGCUGACGGCUUCUCUGACACGAUACCUGCCAUGAGGGAACAGACUGUCAAGGCGAUGGUAUUAGUUGCUCCCAAGUUGUCCGGAGCUGCGGUGUGUGCUCAGCUGCUCAAGUACCUGGCCAAGUGUCAGAUGGACGAUGUGUCCGCUAUCAGAGUUAACACUAAUAUAUGUCUGGGGAAGAUAGCUCCUCACCUAGAACCAGGGACUCGACGGAAGGUCCUAGCAACAGCCUUUAUCCGAGCUCUCAAAGACCCAUUCCCAGCUGCCCGUAUCGCGUCCAUCAACUCAAUGGCUGCCACUCACCCAUUUUACUCCACUGCUGACAUGGCGACCAAGCUCCUCCCAGCUCUGUGCGCCAUGACACUAGACAAAGAGAAGGAGGUGAGGGAUCACGUGUUCAAAACUCUCCAUCUCUUCCUGGACAAGCUUGAGCGAAUAUCAGAUGACCCGGAGGCAGCUGAAGAGCAGGAGAAGACAGAAGCUGCAGGCAGCACCAGCUGGACUGGAUGGGCCGUGAGCUCACUCACCUCAAAAUUCUACAAGGCACCCACAACCACUGCAAGCCAGAAGCAGCCAGAAGUAAAGCCCAGAGCUCCUGAGCCUACAGCCAAACCAGAUGUGAGUGGAGGAAAGCAAGAGAGAGAAGCUGUUUCCUCACCCCAGAGGCCACCACCUGAUGAAAGUGGGUGGGAUGACGACCAAUGGGAGGACUUCAAUACAGACAGCCAACCAGUUGGUAACCAGGGUCAACCCGAGUUCAGUCCCGAUAUUGAAGCUAAAGAGGACAGUGACAUGGAGGGUUGGGACGAUGACGAGUGGGGUGAUAUUGAAUCAUCAAACACCACUCAGACUGUACCCAGCAGUGGGGCUGACUUCUUUGAUGCGUUUGACAGUAAACCCUCUAAUGCUAAACCGAAAACUGAACAGAGUGGUGAUUUUUUCGACAACGUUCCAGGGCACUGGUCAGCAAAGAAUACUAGAACUGAGAAAACACCACCUCCUCCUGUGUCGGCAUCGCUGUUUAGUGGAAAGGGCGGGGCUAGUGAGGGUGCUGGUGGGGGUGAUGGGUGGGACAGUGGUGGAGGUGGUGAUGGAUGGGGAGACUGGAAUGAGGACUUUAAAGAACCACAAAAACAGGUUUCCAAUGCACAAUCGGGGGGAUUAGAAUCAAGACCAGCAACAAAAGGAAUUUCACCAUUCAGUGUUACUAAACCUGCUGCUGCUAGCUCAAGAGGUGAUGGUGACGGAUGGAAUGACUUUGAUGAACCUAGUUGGGGGACUAUGGAUGAAACUCCAUCAAAAAGUGAAAGCAGUGGCUCUUCUAAACAAGAACAGUUACAAAGAAAGAGAGAAGAGAGACGAUUAAAACAGCAAGCAGCUCGUGAGAAAAAGGCUGCAGGAGUAGGACUCAAACCUAGUGGAUUAGGAGCAGUUAAAAAGAAUUGAUUUGUGCAGUAUAAUUUUAUGUGGUUGCAAUCGUUUUUGCGUAAUUUUUCGAUUAAUAAAGUAUUA
Halichondria panicea is the source of this 2795-nucleotide messenger RNA. Its product is annotated as N-terminal kinase-like protein. Gene Ontology annotation, biological process: protein phosphorylation. Gene Ontology annotation, molecular function: protein kinase activity; ATP binding. Bases 132 to 2729 code for a protein of 865 amino acids. The record is from RefSeq and is a predicted model, not a curated record. NCBI's taxonomy places the organism in Eukaryota, Metazoa, Porifera, Demospongiae, Suberitida, Halichondriidae. The transcript has 16 exons.